AUGUUCUCCUUAGCAAAGACUUUGGCUGCAAGCCUGGUACUCUCGGGGUUAUACGACAGUGUGCAGGCCCAGUACUACAAAGUUGAUACCAAAGAGGCGAUCAAAACCACGGCUAGUACGCUCGCAUACGAUCUGAUGCUCUUGUACGAAGGCAAUAAAACAGGACAAAUACCUGGCAUCCUACCAGGGCCGCCGUCUGAAAAUAAAGGAAAUUACUACUGGUGGCAGGGCGGUGCCAUGAUGGGCACCUACAUCGACUACUGGCACCUGACAGGCGACACAAGCUACAACGAUGUGGUGAUGCAGGGGAUUCUGCACCAAGUUGGCGAAAACAGGGACUUCAUGCCUCGCAAUCAUACAGCUUCUCUCGGAAACGAUGAUCAAGGGUUUUGGGGCAUGACAGCGAUGCUGGCCGCCGAAAACAAAUUCCCCGAUCCUCCAGCAGACAAGCCGCAAUGGCUUGCUUUGGCGCAGGCCGUCUGGGCGACGCAAGCAGACCCGAGCCGGCAUGAUUCAUAUUGCAAUGGCGGUAUGCGAUGGCAAAUCCCGUUUUCCAAUGCUGGAUACGAUUACAAAAACACAAUUGCCAAUGGCUGCUUCUUCAAUAUUGGAGCUCGUCUCGCUCGAUAUACAAAGAACGAAACCUAUGCAAAGUAUGCGGAUGAAACCUGGGACUGGCUCUGGAAUGUCAAGUACAUUGACCAUGAAAACUGGCUGGUCUAUGACGGCGGCAGGGUGCCGUUCAAUUGCACCGAUAUCAACAAGGCGACUUUCUCAUACAACGCUGCCAUUCUGACCCAGGGUGCAGCAUUCAUGUACAACUAUACGGAUGGCGACAAGAAAUGGGGAGACCGCGUGGACAAGCUCCUCGAUUCCAUGCUCAAGAACUUUAUCCGCGAUGGCGCCAUGUAUGAGUUGCCAUGCGAGGGCACGCCAGGCACAUGCACAGCCGAUAUGCUUACAUUCAAGGGCUACGUGCAUCGUUGGUUGUCCGUGGUUGCGCAGAUUGUACCGCACACUGCGGACAAGAUCUUGCCCGCCCUGGCAAAAUCAGCCAAAGCGGCGGCGAACCAAUGCACCGGUCGCGAAUCAGGCCGCACCUGCGGCUUCUACUGGAGCGGCGGCAAAUUUGUCGAUCCUAGUGUCGACAAGACGACGGGCGCUGGCGAGUACAUGAGUGCUCUCGCUGCCGUGUCCAGUCUCUUGAUCAAAGACGCGAAUCCGCCUAUAACGAACUCGACCGGCGGGACAUCCAAAGGCAGCCCAAAUGGCGGUUUUGCAGGCGGCGAUAAUGGGCUGAAGAUACCAAAGCCUAUUACUGUGGCCGACAAGGCAGGCGCCGGUAUUCUGACAUUUAUGCUUGUCUUUGGAGCCUCGGGUACGUUUUUCUGGAUGGGCUUCAUGGUUUGA
This is a messenger RNA of Cordyceps militaris CM01, 1410 nucleotides long. RefSeq names its product Mannan endo-1,6-alpha-mannosidase. Gene Ontology annotation, biological process: carbohydrate catabolic process; fungal-type cell wall biogenesis. Gene Ontology annotation, molecular function: mannan endo-1,6-alpha-mannosidase activity. The transcript is spliced from 4 exons. Lineage: Eukaryota; Fungi; Ascomycota; Sordariomycetes; Hypocreales; Cordycipitaceae. The coding region runs from base 1 to 1410 and encodes 469 amino acids. The record is from RefSeq and is a predicted model, not a curated record.